CUCGCAACCACGAGCAGCUGUGACAGUGUGAGCAAACUGGACAUUAACUUCUUCGUCGCGAUGCUGGAUUUGUCCAUCUUGGAUAAGGUCUCAUUGGAGGAUCUACUGGAUGCUGUGAUUGACCGGAUUGACAAAAGUGCGAGGAAAUGGAGUACGGAUCAGCUUGGCUCAAUCAGAGGCGCCUCCGGAUUGCAGCGGCAAUGAUCAGAGGCACUCGUAAUUCCCUUCAGCCAAUCAACCGACUUCCCCCAGAGCUACUCGCCAUAAUAUUUCUAAUGGUGCAACAGCAUCUCCCCAGCUUUCUGCCGAUUCCUCGUGCGGGCGUUUACAAGCAGAGGCACCAUCUGGAAUGGCUAAAAGUUCUGCACGUCUGUCGUCAUUGGCGGGCUGUAACUGCGACAUGCGCAAGGCUAUGGGCUACAAUAGACAGCGAUCUGGCUCCUUCGACUUUUAUACGCCGUUCUGCUAAGGCACCUCUGACUGUCUACGUUGGCAUCAGAAGCGGGAACAUACAUCAGCAGGACCUCGAAACCAUUCUUAGCCAGACACGCCGUAUCCGCGAACUCCACAUCGAUGCGUUCAGAUGGCAGAUCUCCGCGACACCUCUGUACGAACUCCUCAAAAAACCAGCAAAGAGCCUUGUCAGUCUGACGAUCUUGAUCGACAGUGAUCGUAAUUCCACCCCUCACGACCUACCACCGACUCUCUUCAGCGCGGAAAUGCCCAAGCUGAGGCAGCUCUGCUUAGCACACGUCACCUCUUGGCCUAAAAGGCUUUUCCGCGACCUCACCCACGUCUGCCUCUACCAACAAGACCGCGAAUUCCGACCCUCCACGAGCGACUUUCUCGAUUUCCUGGAGGGCUGCCCCUUAUUGGAGGAACUCGCGUUAAUUGACGCGGGUCCGACAAGGUCGACAGCUGGUGACGUCCCGGCUGUCCUGUCGCAUCGCGUUGUUCCGCUCGAUCAUCUACGUGAGCUGAACUGCGGAAGCAUGGGAUACGCCCUCCCCAUCACCCGAUUGUUAUCUCACCUUGCGCUCCCCGCAUCUACAGCCAUGUAUUUCUGGGGUGCCCCCCUGCAGUUACCGACAGAGGAGCUUUCCCAACUCAUACCUGAUACUAACCGCACGCAUCUCCAAAAUGUUCGCGGCAUAAAAGAGUGCCGUCUCAUCCGCUCCCCUCUUUCAGUCGGCAGCUCAUACCAACUCGUCGCGGUAGUAGAUUCCAUCAUCUACAUCUGCGGUCCGUUCUCCCCUCCCGAAGUGGUAGGAAUGAUAUCACAUUAUCUCCUGAGCCACGUAAGGACGUUAGUGAUCAAGGAAUGCCUCUAUACGUUUACUAAUAUCACCGACACAAUGUGGAGAGACGUGUUCGGGUACUUUCUUACACAUCUCCGGCUGCGCCCGUACUAUCUCACGCGAAGUAUUCUCUCCGCGUUGUAUCCAUCACAGAAUCCACCGCGUACUGGUGGUGAUAUCCUCUGUCCUUCCCUCAUUUCUGUGCAAAUCGAAGGUGGCAAUGACGCCGUCGCUACUGCUUAUAUCGCGUUGUUAGCAGGGGCGCGCAGGGAGGGAGGUAGCCCCAUAGUCGACCUGAAGAUAUCACCUUUCCACCAUCACCGUCUGGAUCCUAAACUUCCUUCUCCUUCCUCAUCCCCAUCCACUCACAGUACCAUAUCUGUUUCGGAUUCAGAUGACCUACCAGCCGAGGAGGAGGACGCCACUAUCCUGACGGAGCGCAUUCCUAACGUCCAGGUGCUCAAAGAGCAGGACGUCAGCAUGUCCCCCCCCCGAUGGCCGACUCGCGCGUACAUGUGGCAUUUGAAGCAUGCGAAUCGACGAACGCCGGCUCGAUGGUGAAUCUUAUCGAUAAGAUCGAACCAGAUCAAGAUAUAGAUACAACACGCACACUGUACAAUUGUAAAAAAUAAAUUUAAUGUGAGAUA
Messenger RNA from Guyanagaster necrorhizus, 1945 nucleotides. RefSeq lists its product as uncharacterized. Lineage: Eukaryota; Fungi; Basidiomycota; Agaricomycetes; Agaricales; Physalacriaceae. The record is from RefSeq and is a predicted model, not a curated record. Bases 147 to 1859 code for a protein of 570 amino acids. The transcript is spliced from 3 exons.